Messenger RNA from Klebsormidium nitens, 1470 nucleotides. NCBI's taxonomy places the organism in Eukaryota, Viridiplantae, Streptophyta, Klebsormidiophyceae, Klebsormidiales, Klebsormidiaceae. The record is from the annotation of a GenBank genome assembly.
GUGUAUCCUACAGAACUUGAAGAAGCAGCGCUGGAGGAAAGGAAGGCUAGCAAAGGUAUUGAUUUUGCCUGUGACAACAUAUUGGGGAGAAAAGGUGCAGAGCGAAGAAACGGGGGCGAGCUCCGGUGAACUCUAUUCGUUUCUGACGUCUUCUUUUCCGAGGAGCAGGGAGUUCUGCAAGGAGCUCAUCAAAGUGCACAAAGAUGGGCCCGCUGUUGGACUCUGAUCCCCCCGAUGCCUCCAUGGAGGCCGCUCUUCCCAUCCUGCUUCCCUACCUUCCCCACCGCUCACUGCUGGCGGUCCAGGGAGUCUGCCGUUCAUGGCGCAAAACCACGCUUGAAGAGCCCUCCUAUUGGAAAGUUUUCAACAUCACUUGCUUUCCUGGACGCGCCGCGCACUUGCGUGAUGAGCACCUAUUAGCAUGGACAAAGCGUGCCUGUUUCACCGAGGGGGUUGGGGCUGACGUUGCUGCCGCGUUUGGCAAGACAUCACGAGAGGAAGGAAGUAGUGCGGAGAACUUGUUGACCGUGGUGGACCUGACUGGGUGCGCGCGCCUCACCGGGGAAGGGUUGCUGACAGCAUUGCGGGAAUGCACAAAUCUGUCAAAGCUCUGCCUCUCUGGCUGCGGAUCUGUCCGGCCCUCAUCGGUCGUUCAACUCGUCCAAAGCCUCGCCCAACGAAAUGUAGAUCAGGGACGGCAACCCCAGCUGCGCUCCCUUGUAAUCGGGGGCCUUCUGAAAGAAGAACACGACUGCAUGCUCCAGGAGCUGCUCGAGUGCCUCACGCAAGCCGCUAGGAAAGAGCCCGCGAAACGGAUCAAGGGCGCCAAAGGGUACGGUCAGGAGCGCGUAGACUUGGAGGAACUAGGGUGGCACUUCGACCACUGCUGCCCGCAGUGUAGGACUUGUUCGACGUUCGAAGUGAGCGCGUGCGAGGAGGGGGGGUGCCCCUACCGGGGCCUCAGCAGCCUAGGAAAAGAUGCAUGCGACGUGUGCCGGCUCGAGUGUCCCCGAUGCGAGCGGACACUCUGUCAGGGGUGCCACUUUGACAUGGCGCGCUGCCCGGUGUGUCACGAGAGCAAGUGCGCCGCGUGUGUUUCGGCGUGCUUGGAGGGGGGCAUGAUGGCCGGGGACGAAAGCUCGGACGAGGAAGACCUGACUGUGUGGCAAGCUUGAGACGGACUAUGCGCGCAGGUUAGUUGACUUUGUACUUACCGUUCACUUUUGAAGCAGGGGGUCUCCAGAGAGCAAUUGGCUCUGCAAGAGAUGCUGGUCCUAAGCCAAGGUUCAUUGAAGAAACUUUCAAAGUCGGACACCAAAGGCAUCCUCCGUCGUUGCUUUCCGACAACGCCGCACAUGUGUGCGCAGUGUAUUCUGCGAGCUACCGCUUGUGCAUGUACGAUUUACAUAUUGACGGCAUACCAGAGACCACCAGUAGAUUAGCCAGUGCAACAUUGGAUCAUACCACCGC